Messenger RNA from Nothobranchius furzeri (turquoise killifish), 2361 nucleotides. Its product is annotated as aquaporin-11. The record is from RefSeq and is a predicted model, not a curated record. Lineage: Eukaryota; Metazoa; Chordata; Actinopteri; Cyprinodontiformes; Nothobranchiidae. Gene Ontology annotation, cellular component: cytoplasm; membrane. Gene Ontology annotation, biological process: transmembrane transport. Gene Ontology annotation, molecular function: channel activity.
GAGUGAGCGGGCUGACGCACCCGCGGCAGCGUGGCUCAUCAGGACUUUGACUUCCAGGAAGAGAAAGAAAAGUACAUAAAGUUUUCCAGAAUCCGGAGGGAUUUUUAUGGUUCUGUUGACGCCGUCAGACCGAACCGGGGACGGGAUGACUGACCUGUCGAUUUCCGUAGCGGUGCUCGCGGCUGUGGUGUUCCUCUGUGAGGCGAUCCGCCGCGCGGCAGCGCGUCUCCUCCGCGGAGUUUAUUGGGUUUAUUUGCUGGAAACCGUUUCCACCUUCCAGCUCUGCUGCUGCUCGCAUGAACUCAACCUGCUUAGUGUGAAGACCCAGCUGGAACCAACGGUCAGCGUGGCCCUCACGUUCACCAUCACGGUUAUCCACUUAUCAACGUUCCGGGAAGCGACGUGUAACCCCAACGCGGCUCUGGAGCGCGUUUACCGAAGGAGGGGGAGAGACGUCCCGGCGGCGGCCGUCCUCCUGGCCCUCCAGUUCGGAGCUGCGGUUGCCGCGCGGCACUUCGCAGCCUCCGUGUGGUCGCUGGGUCUGUCGGACAUGCACACUCAGCACCGAAACCUGGGCUUCCAGUGCUUCGAACCCCUCGGUGGGACCGUCCUGGAAGCUGCGGCUGUCGAGUUCGCGUGCGCUUUCACGGUGCAGGCUGCGGCCAUGCACGUGCACGACCUGGACCCAAAGCUCCGCGUGCCCUUCUUCGCUGCUGUCAUCACGGCGCUGGUAUACACAGGUGGAGGUGUUUCUGGGGCAUUUUUUAACCCAGCAUUGGCCUUCUCCAUCCAGUUCCCUUGCAGCGGUCACACACAGCUGGAGUACUGCUUCGUUUACUGGCUGGCACCAGUUUUAGGGAUGGCGAGCUGCAUCCUGCUGCUUGAGAAGAUCAUCCCUUUCACUUCUGGAAAAAGCACCACUGAGCUGAACGGGUCUGCUGCACAGAAACAGAAGACACAGUAGAUUUAAAAGCAGCAUGUGUGUUUUGAAGCUCUUUAUUCCAUUUGUGUGGAUAAAUAAUUACAGUUUUCCUACUUGAUGCACAAGAAUACAGUUUUGUUCUGCAGAUGUUUGCAGGAUUUAUGAAACUCAGGGCCUACAAUGCUAGCCUGGUACUAUUUUCUCUCCUCAACCUGGUAAAAAUCAGCUUUUUGUGCUGCUGAGAGGAAAACAUGCAGCACACAUUAAUCAGAACAAGUGCUUUAGUUCAUCACGUGAAUUCAAUUCAACUUUAUUUAUAAAGCGCCAAAUCACGACAAGAGUCGUCUCAAGGCACUUCAUGUAAUAAACAUUCCAAUACAGGUCAGAUCAUUAAGCCAAUCAGAAAAAAGUUUCGUAUAUAAGGAACUCAGCAGGUUGCAUCGAGUCACUGACUAGUGUCAGUGACUUUACAGAAAUCCUCAUUCUAAGCAAGCAUGCAGCGAUAGUGGAGAGGAAAACUCCCUUUUAACAGGAAGAAACCUCCAGAGGAUCCUGGCUCAGUAUAAGCAGCCAUGCGCCACGACUCACUGGGGAUCGAGAAGACAAGAGCAGACAAACGCACGUGUCAGAUUUAGUGAUGCAGGCUUGUUCUCUUCUAAAGCCAGGCUGAAAGUGGGAGGAUAAAAAAUAUUUCACCCACCAUAAAACUAAUUAAUAAAAUCGUGCGAUUUGUUUUUGAUCUAAUAAAUAAAAAUGCUGGAUGAAGGCAGGGGCGGAUUUAGGACUGAAGAAGAUCCGGGGCGUAAUGCGUGUGCGUGCACGCACAUACAGUCUUUUCAUAAAACAUUCGGGGCUUGAGCCCAAGUAGCCGGGCCUAACACCACCCCUGGAUGAAGGUUUGCAGCCACAACUUUCAGGUAUGAUGACAAAGCCAAUCAUUUUAUAGAUUACAUUUGAGUUGUAUGUUCACUGAUUUAUUUUCUUUAAUUGCUCGAAAUUAACAAGAAGCAUUUAUAUAAAAUAUAAAAAUGCACAUUCCAAAUGGCACAUUUACUCUUAAAUAGAUACAAGAAUAUUUUGUACUUUAUUUUCCUGCAACAUUGUUAAUUUAACUAUUGAAAAGGCACAAAUCUUUGCUAGUAGCAACCGUUUCAGUAUAAUAUUUUUAUUAGCUCAAAAGUCACAAUGACUUCAUCCUGGCAGAAUUAAAUGCAGAGUCUUGUCUAUUUUGUACUCAAAAUGUUUGCUUUUCUACGUUAUGAUUAAAAGACAUUCGUAUUAAGUAAAGUAUUUUGAUUAAUGUGAAUAAGCAUGUUUUCCAUUCAUUGUUAUGUUUAAUAAAUUAUGUAAAUGUGUUUUUCAUUGAUUUCACACAUCAGUGCUGCUCAGGUCAGUUUCUAACUGAAAGAAAUAAUAAAACUAAAUAUUCUGAAUUCUCA